This is a messenger RNA of Cuscuta europaea, 2863 nucleotides long. The record is from the annotation of a GenBank genome assembly. NCBI's taxonomy places the organism in Eukaryota, Viridiplantae, Streptophyta, Magnoliopsida, Solanales, Convolvulaceae.
AUUCCCAGCCACUCAAAUUUACAUAGACGUUCACUUUAUCCUACCUACCCAUAUCAAGCUUCUCUUCUCUCUCCUCCUCAUAUUCCAAUUUACUAUGGCAAUUUUACCCAAGCAGCCCGGGUAGCUCAAUUGGUUUAGUGGUGGGAAAUUUGGAACAUUGACCAAGGUCGAAACCCGCAGCGACCGUGUGGAGGUUACAACUCCUGCGUGCUGGGCUGGACCUAUGGUGCGCACGUGUAUAAGGCCGACUGAGUCACCGUGACUUACAUCCUUCCAAAAAUCUUGUCGGGUCGGGGUGUGGGGCCUUUGGGGUUGAGGAUUCAACCUUUUGGAACAUUACUAUGGCAAUUUUACCUUACUCUGGAAAACAGCUUUGUUGGGAAGCGGCUUUCUACUUUAUGAAAUCUUACGGAUUUCUUUUCUUCUUUAUGAAAGAAAGGGCAGAAUGGUAAAGCGAUUUUUAUUUUUAUGCUUCCUUAAUUCUUGUUCGGGUCAACUUUUGCAAUUCAAUUUGAAAGAGGGGAGUAAUACUUUUGAAUUUUAUAGUUUUUAUAAUAACAUAAAUAUUUAAGUAAAAUGAGUUCAAUAAAUUUCCAAACUUAAUGAAUCAAAUGCGAAGCAAUUUAAUUUUAUUUUCCUCUACAUUUUUUCUCCUCCCAGAUUUCCCGUAUGUUUUACUCCUCAUUUUUUCCUAGCAUUUUCCAAGUUCCAGACAGACCCUGAGUAUUGUUGUGGUUGUAUUAAAUCACUGAAAUGAAUUGUGUGCUAGUGUGUGUUCACUGACUAUUCCUGUCAAAUGAAAAAGACUACUCGUAUUAAAUUGGCUGUGCUUUCAGUUCAGAGUCUUGCUAUAUCAGUCCUGCCUCAAAUCUAUUUCAUGAAGAUAAUUGUUUUCUUAUUCAAGAACUAAAACCUACCUUUUUAUACAUUUCUCUCUGAUGUAUAGUUCCUAUUUUGUUCAACUUACUACGGAGUAUUAGACAUUUAGACCAUCUUGGCGGUUGGCGCGGAAGAUGCUACUAGUCCUAAGAUGUAGUUAAUCCAAUUAUGUCAUUAAAAUGAUGAAGCUUGCAAUGUUAAUGUACUUUAAUAGUACACCCCUUUAGUGUAUUAUCGAGAAAGUUGUCUUGAAAAACAGCAUAGGUUUAUGCAUGACACACUAAAGUGACAAAAGCUGGUUGCUUUAGAAUAGGGGAGGUGAUUGACGAAGACGUACUUCAUACACGGGUUCCAUUUGUUGCGCGAACACAGCAGUGCUUUGCUGUAAAGGCUGGAGUCGAUGGACUUCUUGAUAUGGCUCGAAGGUCCUUCUGUGAAACUAGUGAAGCCAUUCACAACCUUGCAAAUAAGUACCGUGAAGAUUUUAAACUGCCCAGUUUGAAACUCCCAUUCAAUAACAGGCAAGGCUUUUACUUCAGCAUUCCACAAAAGAGUAUACAGGGAAGACUUCCGAACAAGUUUAUCCAGGUUAUAAAGCAUGGUAACAACAUUCAUUGCUCUAGUGUGGAGCUUGCUUCAUUGAAUGUGCGCAAUAAGUCUGCAACUAAGGAAUGCUACAUUAGGACGGAGGUUUGCUUAGAAGGUAAUAUUGAAGGCUGUAGUCCGUGAGCUAAUGGAUGUUAUACGGCAGGAUGUUUCUGUGCUCACACUUCUUUCUGAAGUCCUAUGCCUUUUAGACAUGGUAGUUAACUCAUUUGCUCAUAUGAUUUCAACAAAACCUGUUGAUCGAUAUAUUAGACCUCAAUUCACAUGUGAUGGUCCAUUAGCAAUUGAUUCUGGCAGGCACCCCAUUCUAGAAAGCAUACACACUGAUUUCAUUCCCAAUAAUAUAUUUCUAUCUGAAGCAUCAAAUAUGGGAAUCGUGAUGGGGCCUAACAUGAGCGGCAAAAGUACAUAUCUUCAGCAAGUAUGUCUCAUUGUCAUUGUUGCUCAAAUUGGAUGCUAUGUACCUGCACGCUUUGCCAAUUUGAGGGUUUUCGAUCGCAUAUUCACACGGAUGGGAACUGCUGACUGUCUUGAGUAUAACUGCAGCACAUUCAUGACUGAGAUGAAAGAGACAGCUUUUAUAGUACAAAACAUCUCUGAAAGAAGUCUUGUUGUGAUGGAUGAGUUGGGGAGAGCGACAUCUUCUUCUGAUGGAUUUGCAAUGGCUUGGAGUUGCUGUGAGCAUUUAUUGGCACUUAAAGCGUAUACUAUAUUUGCUACCCAUAUGGAAAAUCUUUCAGAGCUUGCCACUCUCUACCCAAAUGUGAAAAUUCUUCAUUUUCAUGUUGAGGUGAAAAACAACCGGAUGGAUUUCAAGUUUCAACUGAAAGAUGGAAAAUGUCAUGUGCCACAUUAUGGACUGAUGCUAGCAGGAGUGGCUGGGUUGCCAAGUUCAGUCAUUGAAACUGCCAAAAGAAUCACAUCAACUAUCACACUAAAGAAAACAAAGAGAGCAGAGGUGAAUUGCCAACAAAACAAUGACCUUCAAAUGAUCUACCGUGUUGUGCAACGGCUCAUAUGCUUGAAGUAUUCCAAUCAAAACGAAGAUUCUUUGAGGGAAUCUUUGCAGAAUCUUAAAGAGUGUUAUAUUGGUGGACGUGUUUAGAGUUCAGUUCAACACGUUGUGUCUAGUGUCAUCUGAAAUACUGUAUCAGCAUUGUGACUUUGUUGAGUAUCAAAAACAGAAAAGAACUGAAAAAUAUGCCAAGUCUAUCUUAAUAUAAUAGGAAUCUUGCUCUACAAGUUCCUGCCAAAAAUUACUAUAAUAAGAUUGUAAGGAUCAGUGGCGGAGCAAGAGGUUUGUCCAAGGAGGGGCAAACCAAAGACUAAAAAUUUUAAAGUUCAUGUCCAAAAUAUAAUAAGAACAACAAUAGCGUAA